AUGACUACAACUAAACCACAUCUCACCACCAAUGAUGCGGCAGUCCUCCAGGCUCUCUUCGACGCCGAGUCCUCGCCCUCAUCCGGGGUUGUGAUCGACCCUUCGCUCCCACCAUGGCCGUCAAGUGUAUCCAUCUCUGAGCAAGACUUGGCCUCGCUCAAAGAGCGGGAGGCAUCAAUAAUCCGCCAAAUAUCUGGUGAUAGCCCAACCCGAGAAAUAGUUGAAUCUGCGGUCGGCGAUUUCGACGCUCUCGUCGAGAAAUACCCGACCUAUCCAUCAGCAUACACCAACCGCGCACAAACACUGCGACUCCUAGCAGACGUACAAGACGAAAGCAAGACCAAAAACACAGACUCUAACUCAGACGACUCUCUCUUCACACCCCAAUCCACCCUCCUCGCCACCCGUAUCUUCAACGACCUCGGCCAAGCUAUCACCCUCGCCACACCACGCUCCCCCGCAGACCCAGUCUCAAACGCACAAGCACGAUUAUUAGCAGACGUACACACUCAUCGUGGGUACCUGCUACUAAAAGCGGCACGGUUGAAAAAGAACAUGAACGGAGAGAAAGAAGAAACCGGUGGGGGACCGGAGCGACUGCGCGGACUGGCCGCUGAUCAGCUCGAGGAGAUGGCGAGUCAGGAUUUCUUUCUUGGGGGACGGUAUGGGAAUAAGGUUGCACAACAGUUAGCUGUGCAGACGAAUCCGUAUGCGAAGAUGUGCGGCGCAAUCGUGAAGGAGGCGAUGAGAAAGGAGGUUGAGGGGUGA
Molecule: messenger RNA, 768 nt
Organism: Penicillium lagena
Lineage: Eukaryota; Fungi; Ascomycota; Eurotiomycetes; Eurotiales; Aspergillaceae
Gene: hmgX
Product: protein hmgX
Exons: 1
Coding region: 1-768 (255 amino acids)
Biological process (GO): cilium assembly
Source: RefSeq, a predicted model, not a curated record